AUGAGCAAAGUGAUGGACGGCUCACGGAGUUUUGCGAAAGACAUCAAGCCAUGUCGUCGCAAGGCCACAGCGAGGGCUGAAGAUAAAAAGAGGAAAGAACUACAAGUGGGCUGGUUCCAUGCUAUUCGUGUGACUGUAUUUGAUUCAUUGUAUUUACCAAGUGGUAUUGUAAGCAGUCUGUACGAUCGAUGGUACGGACCACUUCCGGAUCGAUUGUAUCAAUAUAUCACUGAGCAUGCGCAGAGAGGUAAUCCUGAUAGUGCAAUGUCAGCCUUUGAUCGUUUCAAUAACGAAAGACAAUGGACAUGGUGCCUUGGACCAGCAAAAGCAAAAAUCAUUGGACACAUCAUUAAAGAGAGACAACCAUUGGCGUGUCUGGAGCUGGGAACUUUUGUUGGCUACUCAGCUAUUAACGCUGCCAGGAACCUACCGAAGGGGGCACGAUACAUCUGCGUUGAACCGAAUGAACAGUAUGCCAAGGUCUGCAGAAAAAUUGUUGAAUUUACCGGCUUGGAUGAUACGAUCCACAUUAUGGAGGGCUAUUCACAUGACGUCAUAAAACAACUUGGUGCCCAACCCCAGAAAGCGGAAUUUGAUUUCUUCUUCUUCGAUCACCAGAAAAGUGUAUAUAAAUCUGAUUUAUUACUCAUGGAAAAGGAAAAUUUAAUUAGACCAGGAAACGUCGUUAUAGCUGAUAAUGUCAUUACGAGUGGCGCGCCGGACUAUCUCGAGUACGUCCGGAGUUCACCGAAGUAUCGUUCGGAAUUCAUCGAGAGCCCUCUGCAGAAUACUGCUCUGAUGGAUGGUCUUGAAAUAUCUGUGAUGGUUUGAGUGACGAGUUUAAUGUCUGAAUAUGUUAAAAUAGAUACGACCCUGCAGCAUCAAAAGCACUACUUCAAAUCUUCACCUACUCAAAUAUGGCCAGGUUUGAACCCAUAAUGCAACAUUCUUGGCAGUGUACCUUACUGGAGAGAACACAAUAUCCCACAGAGUGUUCACAGAGUGUUCACAGUGUGGAUCACUAUGUGGAAUCACCCUCACAAAUAAAUUAAAUAAAUUGUGUUUACUUUCACUCACGGAUGAUACAUCAGAGCAAGCAAAGAGAGUAUUGUCCCCCCCCCCCUAAAAAAAAUCAUAUAUUUAGACUUUUUAAAUAUUUCAUCAAAGGUUUAGCAUUUGGAAAAGUGAAAUUCAUUACCAGCAGGGUUGGGCUCAAUCACAAGGUAAUUGAUCAAUUCCGUAAUUACAUGUUUUUGAGUACGGUAAUCAUGGUCCUGACCUUUGGAAUCCUCUCCCAGACUCAAUUAAAUCCUCUUGCUCCCUACACUCAUUCAAAGCUAAAGUUAAGGUCAUGUUACUAUCGGAAUAUGUAAAAUAAACUUUCUUGUGUCAUAAUCAUGUUCUAAUAUUCCGUUUCCAUCAUCAUUAACAUUAUUUCCACCACCACCACCACCGUCACCACUAUCAUCAUCAUCAUCAUCAUCUUCAUCAUCUUCAUUUGUCAUUAUCAUUAUUAUGAUUUUUUUUUAACUUGAUUAUAUAUAUUAUAGCAAGUUUUGGCUUGUUAGAUUUUGUUCUUUUCUUUUUUAUAUUAUACUUAAUUGAUACUUUAAUAAUUUGUUAUUGUCCAUUCUGCUCAUAAUAUGAUUAUAUGGUUAAAAUAUGUUUCGGUUUGUCAUAUUUUUCAAGCAUUUUUUUGCUAACUAUGGCAAUCCAUCUUCUGAUAUUAAUUUUAUGCUAAAUGAUUUAUACCUGAUUUAUUGUUAAUAUAUGUUUGUUACAUUUAUGUUAUAUUAUAUUGUUAUCUAGAAGAAAAAUAAAUUCAAAUCAAACAAUCAAAUCAAAUUGUAAUCAUUGAAGUUUUGAAAGGGAAAGUAAUUGAAAAAAAGGAAAUUGACUUCAAUUAUUGUCAAACAUUUAAUUACUUUACUUACUUAAUUUAUGAUUUAAUUUCAUGACCUUUUUCAUGUCAAUCGCUUCAGCCUCAAAGAGAGUAACAGGCAGAAUCCGUGAUCUUUAACCCAAACCUUCAUCUUGUCAGUUUCUCUGUAACUUAGAAUUACCGGUAUGUUGAAAUAGGUGGUACUAUUGUACAGAAUAAAAACUGGUUUCAUUUAUGACUUAUAUAGAAAGUAAUUGAAAUUGUAAUUGACAAAAGUAAUUGGUAAUUGUAAUUGAAAAAAAGUCAUUUAAAGAAGUAAUGGUAAUUGAACAUUUCUUCAAUUACAUAAUUGUAAUCGAAGAAAGUAAUUGCCCAUUGCCCAACCUUGUUUACCAGGUAGAUAUCCAAAGAAAUUUGAUAAAAGAAUUUAUGCUAAAAAGUAUUAGUGAUUUGCCAACUAUUUUUCAAUUUUAUGAAUUUCUUUAUUCGUGUACCCAGCUCUUCCACCCCCAUCAAAGUUCGAUUUGCAACACAUAAAAACGGAUCAUUUACAUGUCAUUUUUAGUGUUUCCUCUGCAUAGGGAUAGCUGUCUUCUGACCCAUGCAAUAACAAUUUCUUUGCACAUUUUAUGCAUUAGAGUGCCAUAUGCAAAAUUAGAUGUCUGAUAUGUUUUGACUAAUCCCAAUGCCUGAACUUAUACUGCUGUUUCAUCAAGCAUUACCAUUGGUGUUCCAAACACUUACUAGAACUUUCCUAUUCACAAAAAACCAAUAUCUAGGGAUAGGGAUAUCAUAUAUAAUUUCAAGUUGAUGCUGCAGUGUUUUUAAUUUCAAUUUUCAAGCCUAAACUUUAUGGAGUAUGGACAGGAGAAAAAUAACUCAGUUUAAUAAGCGUAAAUAAAAAUGGCAUGUGUAUCAGGAGCAACUUCACGGUCCUGAAGUUUGGAACACUUUGCCGAAUAACAUUAAACAAGCUACAUCUCUUUUUUCCUUUAAAGCUUUGUUAAAAAGGUUUCUUGUAUCAAAGUAUUUGUAAAAAUCUCACCUGCACGUGCACCCACAUCUGCACCACUUCACCUGACCCCUUUACCCUCUCCCCCUUUUUUUCUUAACAUUUCAAAUAAUUAUGUGACAUCAUUAUUAUAGACCCAUGAAUUUUUCUCUACAAUGGUUUUCAUGUAGCUGCCUUCCUCUGGCUGCUAUUCUCUCAAGCAUUUUGCUUAUGAUAGCUAGCCACUGCAUUUUAUUUUAUAUAUUAUUGCUUACAUGUAUAUCUAUGUAAAUUAUUCUUAUAUUAUGUAAUCGUCGCAAUUUGUAAUUAUUUCAUUUAUUUUUGUAUUUCUUUAUAUUCAUUAUGAUUACUGUGUUUCAUAUAUUGAAUUUUCAAUAAAUGCAGAAACACCUGC
Molecule: messenger RNA, 3288 nt
Organism: Lytechinus pictus (painted urchin)
Lineage: Eukaryota; Metazoa; Echinodermata; Echinoidea; Temnopleuroida; Toxopneustidae
Product: catechol O-methyltransferase A-like
Exons: 4
Coding region: 1-831 (276 amino acids)
Biological process (GO): dopamine metabolic process; developmental process; catecholamine catabolic process
Molecular function (GO): catechol O-methyltransferase activity
Source: RefSeq, a predicted model, not a curated record